Molecule: messenger RNA, 4112 nt
Organism: Scatophagus argus
Lineage: Eukaryota; Metazoa; Chordata; Actinopteri; Scatophagidae
Gene: uba7
Product: ubiquitin-like modifier activating enzyme 7
Exons: 24
Coding region: 178-3225 (1015 amino acids)
Biological process (GO): protein sumoylation
Cellular component (GO): cytoplasm; SUMO activating enzyme complex
Molecular function (GO): SUMO activating enzyme activity
Source: RefSeq, a predicted model, not a curated record
AGCUCUAACAUCUACAGGAAUCCUUUGAAACGAAAGUAAAACUUCAUACUGUGAUCAUUUGUCACGCCCAGUUUCGACCGGUUCGCUUGUUGUUGGAAGGUGUUAUUCCAGCUCAGUGCUCACAACAAACUGCUCAUCUCAUAACGUUAUCGGAGAACCGUCAGCUGCAAGUGCAACAUGUCCGAAAGCGGUGAAAUCGACGAAGGGUUCUACUCCAGACAGCUGUAUGUUCUGGGUCACGACGCGAUGCACCGGAUGGGCGCAGCCACCGUCCUCAUCGCAGGCAUGCGUGGUCUCGGAGUAGAAAUAGCCAAAAAUGUGAUCUUGUCCGGAGUGAAGUCCGUCACCGUCCAGGAUGAAGGACAGGCGGCGUGGACUGACCUGUCAUCUCAGUUUUUCCUGAAGGAGUCUCAUCUUGGUCAGAACCGAGCCGAAUGUUCCCUGCAACAGCUGUCUGACUUAAACCCGCGUGUAAGAGUAUCGGCCCACACUGGACCACUGGAUGACUGCUUGCUUCUGGAAUUCCAGGUGGUGGUCCUCACUGACUCCUCGCUGGAUGAUCAGAAGCGUUUUGGUGAACUCUGCCAUUCGCAUGGAAUCAAGUUCAUUGUAGCAGACACCAAAGGACUUUGUGGUCAGUUGUUCUGUGACUUUGGGGAGGAGUUCGAGGUUUUGGACCGGGAUGGAGAGACCCCUAGAUCUGCGAUAAUACAAACAGUAACUAAGGAGAAUCCUGGAGUAGUGCUGUGCACAGAUGACCAGAGACAUGGAUUUUCAGAUGGCUGCAAAGUUUCCUUCUCUGAAAUCCAAGGCAUGACGGAGCUCAAUGGCAUCAGUCCCGUUGAGGUCAAAGUCCGUGGCCCGUACUCUUUCAGCAUUGGCGACACAUCAGCCUUCUCUGACUAUGAACGGGGUGGAAUUGUGACUGAGGUUAAGGAGCCCUUCAAGAUAAAGUUUAAACCACUGAGUGAGGCUCUAUUGGACCUUAAGCUGCUGAUAAUGAAUGAUUAUGGAAAAAUGUCAAGGCACAAGACCCUGCACUUGGCUUUCCAAGCCCUCCAUAGCUUCGUGAAGAAAGAACAGCGACUCCCUCUUCCUCUGUCUCAGUCAGACGCGGAUGCCCUGCUUGACGUGGUGAGAGAGCUGAAUACAGAUGCACAGCUGGAAGAGCUGGAUGAAGCUGCUGUGCGAAACCUGUCCUACACAGCCCAGGGUGACUUGGCUCCUAUGAAUGCUUUCAUUGGAGGCCUUGCUGCUCAAGAAGUGAUUAAGGCAUGUAGUGGGAAAUUUACGCCUCUUCAGCAGUGGCUAUAUUUUGAUGCACUUGAGUGCCUCCCUGAAGAGGAGGACCGAUUGGCAGAGUGCUCCCUUUCAGCACAGAAAGGCACACGAUACGAUGGACAGAUCGCAGUGUUUGGGUCAGAGUUCCAGGAGAAGCUUCAGAGGCAGAAGUACUUCCUGGUUGGUGCUGGUGCUAUUGGCUGUGAGCUUCUGAAAAACUUUGCCCUCAUUGGGCUUGGUGCCGGAGAAGGACACAUCACAGUAACAGACAUGGACUUCAUAGAAAAAUCCAACUUGAACCGACAGUUCCUGUUCAGGUCUCAGGAUAUUGGGAAAUCAAAAUCGGAAAUUGCUGCCAAAGCAGUGCGGGAGAUGAACGCACAGAUGAACAUCACUGCUCACCAGAAUCGUCUUGACCCUGACAGUGAAGGAGUGUAUGACUACAACUUCUUCAUGGGUCUUGAUGGAGUGGCUGCAGCCCUCGAUAAUGUAGAAGCCAGGGUCUAUCUCGAUGAGCGGUGUGUUCACCACCGGAGGCCUUUGCUGGAGGGAGGAACUCAAGGAAGCCAGGGUCAUACUCUGGUGGUGGUUCCUGACCUUACAGAGUCUUAUGGGAAGGACACAUCAAGUUCUAGUAAUGCCAUCCCACUGUGUACUCUCAAGAACUUUCCUAACCGUAUUGAGCACACCCUGCAGUGGGCCAGAGACCAGUUUGAAGGGCUUUUUAAACAAACACCUGAAAAUGUGAAUCUUUUCCUGAGGGAUGCACGGUUUGUAGAGAGGACUCUUAGCCAUGGAGACGCUGAGGCCCUGGAGGUUCUUGGAGGGGUGUGGAGCUGCCUGGGGGACAUGAAAACUGGAGGACAGCGUCCAGCCAGCUGGGAGGACUGUGUAAUCUGGGCACGUCGCAAGUGGGAGACUAUCUAUAACAAUGAGAUCCGCCAGCUUCUGCACUGUUUCCCUCCUGACCAGGUGACUGCUGCAGGUCUACCCUUCUGGUCUGGAUCCAAGAGAUGCCCUCACCCGCUGACCUUUGACCCCAACAAUACAACCCAUAUGGAGUAUGUGAUGGCAACAGCCAGUCUGUACGGGCAGAUCUAUGGGAUCAACGGGCUUCGCGACUUUGCUUCUAUCAGAAAAAUCUUAGAGAAAGCACAUGUGCCAUCUUUCACUCCCAAGUCGUCUGUAAAGAUCCAUGUCACUGACCAGGAGAUGCAGGGGGAGAAACAAAAGGACAGUGAUGAUGCUGAAAAAGCACAACUUGAGGAGCUGAAAGGAAAGUUGGCUUCACCAUCUCUGAAAGACUCAGCCACACAGAUGUACCCCAUCGACUUUGAGAAGGAUGAUGACAGCAACUUCCACAUGGACUACAUCGUUGCUGCUUCUAACUUGAGGGCUGAGAACUACGACAUCCCUGCAGCCGAUCGGCACAUGAGUAAGCGCAUUGCUGGAAGGAUCAUCCCAGCCAUUGCCACCACCACAGCCGCAGUGGCAGGCCUGAUGUGCCUGGAGCUGUAUAAACUGGUGCAGGGUCACCAGAGAAUCAGCUCUUACCGUACAUCUUAUUUCUUCCUGUCUGUCCAGCAUUUUGUGUGGUCCCAGCCUCGCCGGGCACAAUCCUUCGAAGUCGCAGGAAAGAAAUACACCCUGUGGGAUGACUUCCUUGUUGAGGGCAGACGUGGUGGUCAGCAGGAAAUGACCUUGGAAGAUCUGGUCCAGUAUGUCAAGGAAAACUACAACUUGAGCAUCUGCACUCUCUUCUAUGGAACAGCUGUUAUAUACAAUGGACAGGAAGAGAGACUCAAAAUGAGUGUGUCUGAUGUGGUGAAGAUGGUCACCAAGACAGAUAUCCCUCCACACAAGAAGAUGCUGGAGUUGAUCCCUUCGUUUGUUGAAGAUGAAUACUGCGAGUUAGUCCCAAAUAUCAGAUACAUGCUGUUGUGAUGCCUUCAACACGAAGCCACAGGAUCACAUGGAUCUGCCUCAGUGCGACAAAACCAACUAAACACUGUGACAUGUAAUCAGUUAAAAACAAUCUGGUUUUGCUGCUUUAGUUAUUAAUUACAAAUGAUUUUUCUCCCCAGUAUUUAUCUUUUAUCUAUAUUUUGAUGUUCCAGGAAACUACAAAAUGUUUAAAGAUUAACAUCCAUUUCCUCAUUUUUUAAUUUUAUGGCAAAAGAACUUUGAACUUUGUUAUUUCCGUACUGUACCGUACCAGAAAGUUCUGCUAACUUGUAGGUUUUCUUGCACAUGUGAAAAUGUGUCUUGAGAGGUCAGGCUGAGGGGUCGUGAAGAUGCUUGCCAAGGCGUAUGGAUUAGAUGAUCUGCUGCUGUUAGGGCAGUGUUGGCCUGGUUUCAAACAUUAAUUCAGGUCAGACUGAGUAUGAUGUGGAAAGAGCGCACUCAGAACAGGCAGUUGGCACAGUAGGUACAGUGCUUUGACGAUUCAGGGUGCUCUUGCCAUCUGGACACAGCUGUCUCGUGUAAAUCCUGAUCCCAAACACAUGCAAACCCUUCGCUGCAAGAAGAAUCCCACAGCUGGUCAGAGUGGAGAAGCUGGACUCUACGAAGCUACGAAGCCUUCAUAUGUCCUCAGAUGGCUUUUUGGCAUAUCCCUCCCUUUUCCACAGUGUGUUUCAUUUCUCACUUUCGCUUUAGCAUCUUUACAAUGUUCUGCUCUCCCAGUUGUGAAGUGAAACUUGUCUUGAAGAAUCCUCUCUGUAAUUAUCACUGCAACUUCUUAUGGGUGCAAUUUAUUCACUGUUUUACUUGCCCUGUGGUUGGAUGUUUGUGAUGAAACAAUAAUGUAAUAAAUAUGUGUCUAUGAGGAA